AUGGCGGGGCGGCUGCGGCGGCUCGGCGGCGUCGCCUUUAGGCAGCAGAAAUGGAAACGUUCCCUCUCCACACAAGCAAAAAUGCCUCCUUGUGAUUUUGUGCCUGAAAAAUAUGAAUCCUAUCCCUAUGAACGCAUGCAGAAGAUCCGUGAACAAAAUAUUGCACCUUCACUGAGAACGUAUUACAAGAGGCCAUUGCUGCUGCACCAGGGGCAUAUGCAGUGGUUGUUUGAUCAUGAGGGACGAAGAUACCUUGAUCUCUUUGCUGGAAUUGUCACUGUCAGUGUUGGACACUGUCACCCGAAGGUAACUAUGGCUACCCAGAAGCAGCUGGCUCGCCUGUGGCAUACCACCAACAUCUACAUGUACCCAGCAAUCCAUGAGUAUGUGGAGAAGCUAACUUCUCUUUUUCCAGAUCCACUGAAGGUGGUUUAUCUCACCAACAGUGGGUCAGAAGCCAAUGAUUUAGCUAUGUUCAUGGCAAGGCUACACACUCAUAACUUUGACAUCAUCUCUCUCAGAGGAGGAUACCACGGAGGCAGCCCUUACACGCUGGGCUUGACAUCUUUGACUUCUUAUAAGCAUGGUGUUGCCAAUGGCUUUGGCUGUACAACUGUGAGAAUUUUUUUUUUCAUAAUCUGGACAAUGUUACCAGAUGUUUUUCGUGGUCCAUGGGGAGGAAGCCAUUGUAGAGAUUCUCCAGUGCAAACUGUUCGAAAAUGCAGCUGUACUGAAGGUGCAUGUCUCGCAAAAGACCAGUACAUCGAACAGUUCAAAGAUACUUUGAAUACCUCAGUGCCCAAGAUAGUAGCUGGAUUUAUUGCUGAACCAAUCCAAGGUGUUAAUGGAGCUGUUCAGUACCCAAGAAAUUUCUUAAAGGAAGCUUUUCAGCUUAUACGGGAAAGAGGGGGCCUUUGCAUUUCAGAUGAAGUACAGACGGGAUUUGGACGCACAGGCAGCCAUUUCUGGGGGUUUCAAACACAUGGUGUGGUCCCUGACAUCGUCACUUUGGCAAAAGGAAUUGGCAAUGGCUUCCCAAUGGCAGCUGUUGUUACAACAAAAGAAAUUGCAAGUUCCUUGGCUCAAAACCUUCACUUUAAUACGUUUGGAGGAAACCCUUUGGCCUGUGUAGUUGGAGCUGCAGUUCUUGACGCUAUUGAAGAAGACGGUCUACAAAAAAAUAGUGAGGAUGUGGGAACAUACAUGCUGCUGGAGUUGGCUAAACUACGGGAUAAAUUUGAGAUUGUUGGAGAUGUCCGUGGCAAGGGACUUAUGAUUGGAGUAGAAAUGGUGACAGAUAAGGACAGCCGACACCCUCUUCCAGCUGAAGAAAUCAAUCAGAUCUGGGAGGACUGUAAAGACAUGGGGGUUCUGAUUGGCAGAGGAGGGCUCUACAGUCAGACAUUCAGAAUUAAGCCUCCUAUGUGCAUUACUAAGAGGGACGUUGACUUUGCUGUGGAAGUAUUUCGUACUGCUUUACAGAGACACGUGGAAAGAGCAGCUGCAAAAUAGAUUUGUUUCCUUACAUGAGAGGCACACACAAUCCCUGACACUUGGAACCCAGACUGGGCACUAAUCUACCCUGGAAAAUAAAAUCACAGUGUGACGAUUACAUGCUUAUUCAGUAUCAUAAGAGCGUUCUGACUGAUACAGUGUUCAACAAGGAUAUGGUGUAAUCUGUUUUAUA
Messenger RNA from Camarhynchus parvulus, 1687 nucleotides. It is a transcript of the gene AGXT2, whose product is annotated as alanine--glyoxylate aminotransferase 2. The transcript is spliced from 14 exons. The coding region runs from base 1 to 1512 and encodes 503 amino acids. Gene Ontology annotation, biological process: glyoxylate catabolic process. Gene Ontology annotation, molecular function: pyridoxal phosphate binding; L-alanine:glyoxylate transaminase activity. Lineage: Eukaryota; Metazoa; Chordata; Aves; Passeriformes; Thraupidae. Gene Ontology annotation, cellular component: mitochondrion. The record is from RefSeq and is a predicted model, not a curated record.